UGGAUGGGGCAGUUUACCAUGUACACCAAAGUUUCUGUUUGUACAUCCAAAAUGUGUUACUUUCUUGCGCACAUUUAAAGCAUCUUUAAGACUCUGACUGGGAAAAGCAGAUUGACACACCUUCUCCGGGGUUAUUUUGCUGGGAGUGUGUGUGAUAUUUUUACAGUAUUAGGGAGAGGAUCUGAACUGGCUGUGGAUGGGAAGCUGUGCAACCAAGGAGGAAACAAUUCUGACUUGGCUUUUUCAAUAGGUUUGUGAGGUCCUGUUCUCUAGGACAAUGAAGUAUGAUGAGCUUUAUGCAGCCCUGACCUCACUACUUGCAGCUGGAUCCCAGUUUGAUACCCUCAGGAGGAAGGAAAACAAAAACGUCACUGCACUGGAGGCCUGUGCGCUUCAAUACUAUUUCUUGAUACUGUGGCGGAUAUUGGGGAUUUUGCCUCCAUCCAAAAACUACUUGAAUCAGCUGGCCAUGAACACACCGGAGAUGAGUGAAUGUGAUAUCCUGCACACUUUGCGCUGGUCUUCCCGCUUACGUAUCAGCUCCUAUGUCAGCUGGAUCAAGGUACAGUCCUUUCUUUAGAAUUUACAAUGUAGG
This is a messenger RNA of Chrysemys picta bellii (western painted turtle), 595 nucleotides long. Lineage: Eukaryota; Metazoa; Chordata; Testudines; Emydidae. The record is from RefSeq and is a predicted model, not a curated record.